Bicyclus anynana (squinting bush brown) is the source of this 1906-nucleotide messenger RNA. Its product is annotated as zinc-type alcohol dehydrogenase-like protein SERP1785. Gene Ontology annotation, molecular function: zinc ion binding; oxidoreductase activity. Lineage: Eukaryota; Metazoa; Arthropoda; Insecta; Lepidoptera; Nymphalidae. The record is from RefSeq and is a predicted model, not a curated record. The coding region runs from base 721 to 1764 and encodes 347 amino acids. The transcript has a single exon.
CUAAAACAGAAAGGUCGUUAAAUCAAGAAAUGCGGACAAGUGCUCAAGAAUUGAUGUUUCUGUGUCAAUUCAACUAACAUUCUAUUAACUUUUAUUACCUUUCCAGUAAAAAAUAUGUAUAGAUUGUUAAACAAGGGACUGAACAGACCCAUUGUAUAAGAGGUGUUUCCUUUUUGUUCAAUCUUCAAAAUAAGGUCACAAUUCACACUAUAAAUGAAGAUGUCACAAUUGACGUUGUGAAAUAAGUAAGUUGCAGUAACAUUGAAUUUCUUAAAAGAAUCAAGUAUGAAUUAUUAUUCACGUCGAUUGUUUUUUAAAUUCUUGCUCUUUAAUGUUAUUUUUCUUAUUCCAUGAGGAAAAGGCAAACAAUCAGGGCCUUACAUAAGAUGAUUCUAUUUAGGAGUAACAUCUUCUUCGGUAUAAAGUAAUUUAGUACUUGUCUAGCGGCAAACUUGACAAAAAUUCGUAACAGACAGAUAUUAAAAAAAAAAAAAUUACUUUAGCCCCUAGAGGCUGAAAUGGUGGUUUAGCCAUGCUGUGGAACGCAAAAAGCAAGAGUAGUUAGUGAAAAGGUUACUUUUUAGACAAAAAGGUUACUUUUUUUAAUAUUUUGGGUAACUUCUCACAAGACCCAUCUGGCAACACUGGUAUCGCCUGUUAUCUAUCAUUGUUAUCAUAAGUUUGUGCGACACAAGUACAUCUCAAGAACAUUCAAUCGAAAUGGCAAGAUUUUUACCGAAAACUAUGAGGGCUGUAGGUCUUUACAAGUAUUUACCGAUUUCGGAUCCGAGUAGCUUGCUUGAUUUAGAAGUGGCGUUACCGACUGUGCAAAAGAAUGAUGUUCUAGUGGAAGUGAAGGCAACUGCAGUCAAUCCUAUCGACACUAAGCAGCGCGCACCGAAACCAACGAUCGAAACAUCUCCGAGAAUUCUUGGCUUCGACGGAGCAGGCGUCGUCGUGGCUAAAGGUGAUGCAACCAAAUUAUUUAAAAUUGGAGAUGAAGUAUUUUUCACAGGCGAUUUCAGGAGAACUGGUUCUAAUGCACAAUAUGUAGCUCUUGAUGAGGUAAUAGUAGGCUUAAAGCCGAAAAAUUUGACGUUCGAACAAGCAGCUGCCGUGCCAUUAACUGGUGUAACUGCUUACGAAUCUCUGUAUGACCGAUUGUUACUUUCAAAGAAAGAUGCUGGUAAAUCUCUGUUAAUAAUAAACAGUGCAGGAGGAGUUGGCUCAGUCGCUUCUCAAUUGGCCAAAAAUUUAGGCCUCAAUGUAAUUGGGACUGCUUCAAGAAAGGAAACUGAAGAAUUUUCUUUAGCGCAUGGAGUGGAUACUGUCCUUAAUCACACUAAAGAUUUGAUUCCACAACUGGAAGCUAAAGGCUUUGGUAAUGGAGUAGACUACAUAUUAGUUAACUAUGAUCCAUAUCCUUACUGGGACACAUUAAUGCAGGCAAUUAAACCACAGGGAAAGAUAUGUUUGAUUGUAGACAGCAGUGGACUUGUGGAUUUACAACCUCUAAAGGACAAAAGUGUGACAUUAGUGUCAGAAAUGAUGCUCACCAGAAUUAAAUACAAUACCGAUGAUAAAUUCAGGCAUCAUGAGAUACUCCAAAAAAUUUCAAAGAUGUUGGAAAAUGGUCAAUUGAAAACUACACUUACUAAAGUUUUGUCUCCUAUUAAUGCUGCUAAUUUGAAGGAAGCUCAUAAGCUUUUGGAAGAAAAACACACAAUUGGGAAAAUUGUUCUAUCUAAGUUUGAUGAACAAUGAAAACUCAAGUUUUAUUAUACAUUGUUUAAUUUUUUAUUGAUAUUAUUAUUACACACUCAACAUUAUAUUUGUAAUUUUAAAUGCAUUAUAAUAAAUCUUUAAGGUUUUAUAUUAAUCAAUAAAGAAAAUUACUUUUUGAGUA